AUGAAUAAAUUGUUAUAUUUAUAUUUUAUAUCUAUUUUGUUGUUUUUAAAUGUUUUUAUUUAUGGAGAGGUUAUAGUUUAUCAAGGAGUAGCAGAUGAUCCAUCACUGGAGACAGCUUGGAAGAAUGGUGCAUUAUUAAAUCAAACAUUGGCACAGUUACAACCGGGAGAUGAAUUGUUGUUCCCAAAUGUAACAAUCUAUCUAGUUGGUGGAAUCAUUGCAAACAAUCUACAAUCGGUGACUCUUCGAUUCGAUGGUACUCUAAUAUUCACAGAUAAUACUCAUAGCUGGCCAAAGACUGAAAAUGGUCAGGUGCUUGAGUGUUUCCAAUUCAACAAUUUCGUUAAUGUUACACUGACUUCGUCUCAUCAAGGUUUGCUCGAUGGCCAAGGUGAAGCGUGGUGGGGAUUACUUGGUUACGUGGAAUACCAGGAGAAUCGACCAAGAAUGCUAUCAAUGGGAAACUCUAAGGAUAUACUUUUAGAGAAUCUUUAUUUCAAGAACUCACCAUACUGGACAGUUUGGAUCUACAAUGUAGAUGGAUUGGAAAUAAGAUACAGUCAUAUUUCUAAUCGUAGAAAUGAUUAUGAUGGUCAUGAUGACUAUAACAUGGAAGCAUUUAAUACAGAUGGAUUUGAUGUAACAGGAAAGAAUGUUUGGAUUCAUGAUUGUACAGUUUGGAAUCAAGAUGAUUGUAUUGCUGUAAAAGAUGGAUCAGAGAAUAUGUUGAUCGAAAGAGUGAAUGCAAGUGGAGUCGGUUUGACAAUUGGAUCGAUUGGAGGUUCAGAUGUUAGAAAUAUUACAUUUAGAGAUUGCUAUAUGCAUAAAACUUUUAAGGGUAUCUAUAUGAAGUUCAGAGGUGAUGGAUUGAUUACCGAUGUGCUCUAUGAGAACAUUGUCAUCUAUCAGCCAGAGCAAUGGGCAACCUGGAUUGGACCGGCACAACAAGCAGACAACGUAGAUAUCUGUUUACCAGCACCCUGCAGUCUUUGCUGGCCAAUGAUACCGUUUGCAGAGUGCAACAUGCCAAACAAUGCAAGCUACAUCGACAUAACACUCCGAAACAUCGAGAUUAUCGAUCCCAAAAAGACUGGUGUGAUCAUUGGCAGUGAGACAAAUCCAAUGAUCAACAUCACAUUUGAUAAUGUCGUAGUACAAAACGCCCCAUCAAAUUACUUUGAAUGCAAAAAUGUUCAGAGUGAAAGAAAAGAAAAGAAAAAGGUAAUUUGGUUCAAAAGAAAAUUGGAUGUUGUUGGCAUCAUCAUUCACAUCUCUUAUAGUUAUCAACAUCAAUUUUUAUUCUAUCUAUUAAAUUGCUCAUCAAUCAUUCGCAGAAUUAAUUUUAGAGUUGUAUUCAUUUUCGAUUCGAUUGGAUUGAAUCGAUUUACAUUAGAAAAAGUUAGGGAUAGAUAG
Molecule: messenger RNA, 1413 nt
Organism: Heterostelium album PN500
Lineage: Eukaryota; Evosea; Eumycetozoa; Acytosteliales; Acytosteliaceae
Exons: 6
Coding region: 1-1413 (470 amino acids)
Biological process (GO): carbohydrate metabolic process
Molecular function (GO): polygalacturonase activity
Source: RefSeq, a predicted model, not a curated record